Molecule: messenger RNA, 1515 nt
Organism: Miscanthus lutarioriparius
Lineage: Eukaryota; Viridiplantae; Streptophyta; Magnoliopsida; Poales; Poaceae
Source: the annotation of a GenBank genome assembly
AUGGCAGGCAUCGCCGUGAGCGCUGCCACUGGGGUGAUGAUCUCACUCCUCUCCAAGCUAUCGCUGCUGCUUAGUGAUCAGUACAGGCAGCUCAAGGGGGUCCGAAGGGAUAUUGAGUUCCUCAACUGUGAGUUGACUGACAUGAAUGCUGCAUUGGAGAAGUUAGCGGGCAUGGACAAACUUGAUGUCCAAACAAAGGCGUGGAGAGACAAGGUUCGUGAGAUGGCUUAUGAUAUCGAGGAUUGCAUCGACAUAUUCAUGCACCAGCAUGGCCAGGGAGAUGACAAGGACAGCUUAGUUAACAAGACUGCACGCAAGAUUACGAAGCUGCGAGCGCGGUACCAGAUUGCCAACAAGAUUCAAAGCUCAAAGCUCGUGUUGAGGAGCAGAGUCAGAGCCGAGAUAGUGUCUACAAGUCCUGACAUGCCAAAGAUUCUGAAGGACAUACUAUCUAGAGUUGGAUAUGGUGGCACGGAAAUGGAAGAUGACGUCCAAAAGCUUAUUGAGAUCAUUAGAGCAUCGCUCAAGAAUAAGAGGUACCUUGUCAUAAUUGAUGACUUAUGGAGCACCAAGGAUUGGCGCACUAUUGAGUGUGCUUUUGUGGAAAAUAAUUAUGGCAGUAGAGUGACAACUACCACACGCAAUCAAGAUGUUGCUACAGCUUGUUGCUUUAGUGGUCAAGAUUAUGAAAUUCGCAAGUUUGAUUUGUUGAGAAAAUGGAUUGCUGAAGGAUUUGUUAGGGUAAAACAUGGUUUAGAUCUGGAGGAAGCUGCUGAUAACUGUUUCAAUGAACUCAUCAACAGAAGUAUGAUCCAACCUUGCUUCAGUGAUGAUGAUUCUGGUGAGGUGUGGGCAUGUCAAGUUCACGACCUAAUGCUUGAUCUUAUUAUAUCGAAGUGCAAAGAGGAAAACUUCAUCACUAUAAUUGAUAGGAAGUUUACCAUGAAUAGAGCAUCGAAAGCUCGUUGGAUCAGCCAUCAGUUCAGUCACAGAGACAUGGCCCUGUCAGUCGAAAGGAUGGAUCGAUCACAAGUUCGGUCAUAUAAUACCUUCCCUGCAGCUGAUUGUAUGCCUCCACUUUCAAUGUUUAUACUUCUGAGAGUUUUGGACAUGGACCAGGGCUCAUAUGCGGGGCCACAAUCUUUGUGCCUUGACUUGUCUGCUAUAAAUCACUUUUUUCUGCUGAGCUAUCUAAGGGUCAGAGGCUUUCAUUUGGAGCUGCCAAAGGAAUUUGGGAAACUGGAGCAUUUGAUGACCAUAAAUUUGUCAUGGGCAGGGUUGUAUCUCAGUAACCAAUCAUCAGAUUUUACUUCCUUGUCGUCUUUAAGAUAUCUAUCUCUUCCAAUACUUGGAGGAAGUAUAGCAUUGAGAAAUGGGCUUAGCAUGCUGUGUAACCUACACACUCUAUUCCGUUUUGACAUCGGGAUUAAUUCCAUAGAGUGCAUCAGGGAUCUUGGCGAGUUGACCAAUCUUAGAGAGCUAAGUGUGUUUUACUCUAGGCUAGGUGAUGCAUAA